AUGUUGGACUCAUUUGUUGCUGAGGCACUUACUUCUUUAUUAGGACAAUACAUUGAAUUAAAUCCUGAUGCAUUAAAAUUAAGUAUAGCAAAAGGAGAGGUUACUCUUAAUAAUUUAUCGUUAAGACGUGAUGCAUUUAAUAGAUUAAAUUUACCAAUUAAUAUUACUACUGGAAAUCUUCAACAACUUCACGUUAAGUUACUUAGUCUAUUUGAUUUAAAAGUUCAAAUAGAUAUUGAUAAUGUUAUUGCAUUAUGUAUUCCUCAAAAAGAAUUUACUUAUGACCAAAAAGAAGCCAUUGAAAAAGAGUUAAAAAGAAAAUUAGAACGUAUUGAAGAAUUUGAAUCAUUUACUAAACUUACUGAUGGAAAACCUGGAACUAAAGUUAGAUUAAUAAGAAAGUUAUUAGAAGGACUUAUUGUUUCAGUUACUAAUGUUCAUAUUAAAUAUAAAGAUAAUGAUGAUUAUAUUGGAGUUAAAAUAAAUGAAAUUACUUUUACAAAUGCAAAAGAACAACCAAAUGGAAUUACUAGAAAAGAAGCAGUAAUUGUAACUGCAUCUCUUUAUGCUGGAAAAGGAAACUUAGAAUUUAAUGAUCCAAUACCAAAGAAAAGUAUUAUCACCACUAUUUCAGAAUUAACUAUUAUUAUUGAUUUUAUUCAAAAACAUUAUAAACAAAUUCGUGCUUAUAUCAAAGCACCAAUAUUUAAAGGGGUAUUAACCCAAAUGCAAUAUCAAGAAUUUUUAAGUGUUAUUGGUAGAUUAUCUGAGUAUGCCCAAGCAAUUAAAUUCCUUGGAAUAAGACCACAAAAAAGGGUAUUAGGAAAUGAAAAGGCAUGGUGGAAAUUUGCUGUAGAGGCUAUUAAAAAGAAAAGAAUGAAUGAGGAAAAUAAAGGAAUAAGAGAAGAUCUUAUUAAGUCAAUUGAAGAAAAAUAUAUAGAAGUUUAUAUAAAAUGGAGAAAUGAUAAUAAAACUAAAGACCUUGAAGAAGUUAAAAGAAUGGAUGAUAAAUUAAGAGAAGAAGAAGUUAUUUAUUUAAGAAAAAAAGCAUUGAAAAAAGUAGCUACUAGUUUUACUGGAGGAUGGAAAAAGAAAAUGAUGGGAAUGAAAAAAGAAGAAAUAGACGCUCUUUGUCAAAUGCUCGAUAGUAAUGAAACUAAAAUUGAUGAUAAAGAAGAAGUCUUACACAUAGAAGCUGAAUUAGAAUUUGGAGAAAUUAGUUUAAAUAAUAAUGAUCAAAGUCGAACAAUUUUAAGUGUUAUUGCAUCUAGAAUUGAUUUUAAAUGUAUUGUCUAUGGAAAAGGAUUUCAUGUUGGUAUUACCUGUGAUUAUGCUUCAAUUAAUGAAAAGAUUUCUGCUCAUCCAGACGUUUUAAAGAAAAGUGUCGAAGAAUUGCCAUUAGUUAAAUGUACAAUUGAUCGUCCAAUAAGUGGUCCAGAUGCUAUUAUUAAUGUACGUGUUGCAGGAACAGAGUUAUGUAUUAAUAAAAUAUUAUUAAUGAAUCUCUAUCAAUUUUUUAUGUUACCUGAACAAAUUAGUCUUUCACAAGUUAAAUAUUUUCUAGAGCAACAACUUACUAAAUUUUAUCAAAUAACAACUCACAGACUGGGUGAUUUUGUAACGGAUCAUCAAACAACAAUUCAAUUAGACGUUGAAGUUGUUGCACCAACAAUCACAUUACCACUAUUUUUUAAUGACAAAGAAUCACCUUUUAUUAAAAUGAAGUUAGGACAAAUACAUAUUGUUACUAUAGAAAAUCCUAUUGGACAAAAGUUUAUUUAUAUUCUUAAUGAUGUUUCAUGUGCGUCAUAUCCUUCUUUUAAGAAUAAUAGUUGUACUGACGAAGAUGCUAAUUAUAUUAUACAAAAAAUUAGUGGAAAUGGAGAAGUUUUAGUUGGUGAACCAAAUAGACCAUUUAUUGAUAUCAUUGCAUCAUUUAAACCAUUUGUCUCAAAAAUAAGUAAAGCAAAAAUUGAUCUUAUAAAGGAAUAUAUUAAAGAGUAUACAGAUGGGUGGGAUGAAAUAAUUGUUCCUAAACAAUAUGAACAAGAACUGUCAUUAGAUGAUGUUGAAUUUUUAAAACAACAAAGAGGAAUGGUUAAGGCAUUAUUAAAGAGGGUUGCCACUGAGUCAAUUCAUAUUAAAGCAAAUUUAGAGAGAUUUGAAGUUGGAAUUGCACAAAUUGGUGAUAGUUCAGAAAAGAAAAUGGUAACUAAAUUAGUUGUUGAAAAAGUUGGAUUUGAUGUAGGAAUUAAGGCAAAUGGAUUUGAUUGUAAAGCAGAAAUUGGUAGUAUUGAAUUAGAAGAUCAUGUUAAUAGGAAACCACAAAUUCCAUUUAUUUUUAGUAGUAAACUAGAAAAUUGUAGUCAAUGUUAUUUAGCUAAUAUUCAUGUUGGAUGGGGACAAGAGUUAAUUAGUGUUCAAGGAGUAAUUCAAAUUGGAAGAAUGAGAGUAGCUAUUCAACCAAAAGUUAUUAGUGAACUAAUUAAAUACGGAAUGAGUUUAUUAUUUUCAUAUCAAUUAGAUAAUAGAAGUAUAGAAGAUAAAAGAAAAACAAUAAGAAAAGGUUUAUUAACAUUAAAAGAACCUAUAGUUAUUGAGGAUGAAAUAAAUACAAAGAAUGGUGUUAUAAAGAAAAGUGAAUCUAUUAAAGAGAAGAGUUCAAUUCAAAGUUCAAGAAAUAAUAUUUUAAAUGAACUUAAAAGGAAAAUUGAAGUAGAGUUGAAAGUUAGUGUUGAAGAAUGUGGAUUGUGUUUAAUUGAAGAUAGUGAUGAUAUGGUUUGUAAUAUGAAAGUACUAGGUAUUGAAACUGGACUUCAAUGGAAAGGAUCACCAACAAUUGAUCUAUCGAUACGUCAAGCAUGUAUUUUUGAAUAUGAUGUUGUUAGUAAUAAAGAACAACCAGUAUUAAUUUAUCAAGGAAAAGAAUUACUUACUAUGAGAUAUGAUCAAACAAGAAUGAAACUUUCAACAAAAAACCUAAUUAUUCACAAUAUCUUUAUGAAACUAAAUAUGGUUCAGUGCUUUAUUUGUCCAUCAUUUAUUACAAGAUCAUUAAAAAUUAUUGGAAGUGAUUCAAUAAUUAAAUCCAUUGAUCUAGAACAAAUCCAUAAACAAAUAGUAAGAGGAUUUAUAUCUUUUUCUAACAAUUUUAAAACUAUAGUAAAAAGUAUUGCAAUUAAAUCAAGAGGUGGAUUAAAUAAUGUUACUUUGUUUAAUCCAAAAAUUGAAUUAAAUUCUCCACAUAUUCGUUUAUUUAAAGAUUAUUCUAGUGGAAAUUAUUCAGUAAAUGCAUCAGCUGGAAUUAUUAUUAUUAGUUCAUUAAUCAAUGUGAUUGAAGAUAAAAUUAAUCAAGAAAUUGAAUUAAAAAUAGAUAAAUGUAAUGUUACUACAACUCAAAAAGGUGAGGUUAUUCCAAUUAUAAGUAAUUUAUCUAUUAAUUGUAAUGAAAAAACAAGUAUGGAAAUAGAAGAAGAAGUUAAAAGAAAUACAAAAGUAGAAUGUAUCGUUAAUCAAUUACUCCAAGUUAAUAUUAAAGCAAAACAAGUGAAAUUUCUUAUUGAUUAUUUCUUUGCGGUGAAAGAGAAAUUAGAUAUCGAAACUCUUAUGAAACUUUUUGACCAUAUUAAAACAACAAGAGCAAGAAGAGAAAUUAAAAGUGAAGAAUAUACACAAAAUCUAGAUAGAAGUACUAGAAAGGAGAAAGAAUAUAAUUUUUUAAUGGACAUUAACGUUUCUUCUAUUCAAGUAAUGUUUGGAGAUAUUAAUAAUGUUGCAUUGGCUAGUAUUAAUGGAAUUAAAACUAAUAUAAAAAUUACUAAAGACCUUUACUUAGAAGGAGAGAUUGAAGUAAAAGAUAUUAUAAUUGAAGAUGCCAGACCAGUUGCAGAAGGUAGAUUCCAUAGGCUAUUAGGUAAACUUAAAGAAACACCAUUUUUAUCAACAUCAAUUGAUAUGUAUAUUCCAACACUACAAAUAUUUUGUCAAAGUAAUAUCGAUAGUUUAUCAGUUGUAAUUAUUCCAUCAUUAAUCGGUGACUUAGCAUUAAUUGGAAUUGAUUUAACACCACAAAUAACAACAGUGCAUGAAAAAAAACAAUUUGUUAAGAAAAAGAAACCGGUUAGAAUGAGUGUAUUAGAUAUUAUUGAAAUUAUUGUAAACAAUGGAACGAGUAAAGAAAUUGAACUUAAAGCAAGUGAAAAUUUUUCAAAAACAUUGGAUGGAAAUGAAAUAUUCCAACAACUUAAAAAGAAGUUAAACAUUUCAGAACAUCAAAUUGAAUAUUUAUGUGAUGAAUUACUUAGACAGUCAAUACUUAUUGGUAAAUAUCCUUUUGAUAUACACCAUAACUAUAAAUUAUCAACUUUAGAUAUUACAAAAGAUUCAACCAUCUUUCUCUCUUCAUUUGAAGAGAUUCACCCUAAAGAAAUAGUUGAAGAAAGUGAUUUAAAUUGGUUUAUUUUCUCCAUUAUUGUAAGUGAUAUAAGUUUUAUUUUUGUUAUGGAUGAUGAAAAUAUUAAUACUCCAUAUCUAUUAAUGCAAGCAAAUGGUGCUGGACAAGUUACUAUUAAAAAGAAUAAUAAAAGUAAUUUCCUUUUUACAAUUAAUAAAGCUGAAUGGAAAAGUUGUCAAGCAAAGAAUGGAGAAUUAACGUAUCAAGGUGUUAUUUUAAAUGAAGGAUUUGAUUUAAGUUUCCAUGGAGAAAUUCUAUUAUCUGAGAAAUUAAUUGAAGCAUCAACUCAGUGCAUUUUCCAACCAGGAAAAUUUAUCUUUUCAUUUGAUGAUCUUAAGAUGUUACUAGGAUGUGGAAAGACUUUAAAGAAAAUUUUUGAAUGUAUUAUGAAAAAAUUAAAAGACCGACCUCAGACAAAGAAAAUAGUGACAUUAGCCACUUUAUUGAAUAACCCUCCGUCAUUAAGAAUUAAAGGAAAAGAUAUUUAUAUUAAAAGUACAUUUGGAAUUAGUAACUUUGAUUUAAUUCUUAACCAUCCAGUAAUAUUAUCUCCACUAUAUAAAAUUACUAUAGUUAAAGCAGAAACAAAGUUAUAUUCUUAUAAUGAUGAUAUUAUCAUUAAUAUUGCACCAUUAAUAUCAUUUGAUUUCUUUAAUGAAAAGUUUGGUGAAUAUGAAAAAGUCUUUGACCAUAUUCAGGCUGAUGUUAUUAUUAGAGCUGUAUGUGAUAUUGUUCAUGGAGAGCCACGAUUGUGUUUAUCAGUAAAUACUGGCUUUGGAAAUGUUUUCGAUAUCUCAGUAACAAAAGAGGUUCUUGAUAGUUUCUUUGAUGUUUAUAAAGAAAUUGACCAAUUUAACCAAAAUGCUCUUGGUGUUGGAGAAUAUAAACCAGUUAGAAUUAUUAAUCAAAUGACUACUACGUCAUCAAAGUUAUAUGCAAAAAUAAAUGGAACAUCAGAUGUGGAAUUAUUAUCAAACACUACAGUAGAAUUACCACUAGAAGCAAAAAGAAAACACAUUAAAGAAUUUACAUUAAGAAUAAGAAAUGAAGAUAUUAAAAUUCCAUUAACUACAACUAUUACACAACUUCAUGUAUUACAAAAUAAAGUCUAUUUCUUCAGUAAAAUGAUAUAUGAUACAGAUGGAUCUCAGUUAGUAUAUCUUAUGACAUGUAAAACUGUUAAAAACUCAUUAGACAUUCCACUUGAGAUUAGGCUCAAUAAAGGAAAUUUAAGUAAAGUAUUAAUUCUUGAAAAAGGAGAGGUUAAACCAAUUCCACAAGAAUUUAUAAAAGAAAGUAUCACUCUUGUUAUUGAAAAACAAUCUGUUGUGAUUAAUAGUGAUGAGUUAAAAGAAACUACAUUAAUUCCAUUAGAUACAAAGAAAACAAUGUUUAUUCAAGUUGAGAAAGUGACUACUGACUAUGAAUAUAAAGAUGCUGAAAUUAAUGAUUUCCAAAUUGAUAUUCGAUAUGCAUUCAGUAUAACGAAUUUAUUACCACGAACAAUUUAUAUUGGAAAUAAAGAAGAAACAUAUAACAUUGGUUCUUGUCAAACAAAGAAACUAUUCAAAAAUUUAGGUAAAAAGAUUCAAUUUGAUGGAGAAGGGUCAACUAUAUCUAUUAACACAAGAGAUAUUAAUUAUUCAGAUAUUGAUUUCUAUCAAUUAAAGAAUGGUACAACAAUACGUGCUCGAUGGAACAAAGGAGAUUGUGUUAUUGAUAGUGAAUUCUUAGUUUAUAAUAAAACAGAUGAAAAUAUUUUUGCUUGUGUUGGAAGUAAUAAGAUAUUAUUACAACCUUUAGGAAAUGGAGAAGUAUUAACAUUAAAUAAAUGUAAUUUAAAAUUAAUUAUGUGCGAAGGAAUAUCUGAGUCACUUCAGUCAGAAUCAAUUACAUCAGGUGAUCUUUGUAUUAAUGGAAAGAAGAAAACAAAUUAUAUUCAUUUGGAGUUAUCAAGUAAUUCACAAUUUCAAGGAAUUAAAAUUAUUACUAUCACUUAUGCAUAUCAUAUAAUUAAUACUACAGGACGUCCACUCUUUAUUCAAUGUUCAAAUCAAACUAGUACAAUAACCGAAUCACAACAAAAUCAAAUUGAGAUAUUACCAUUGAUACUACCUCCAACUAAAAGUAGUGAUAUUGUCCCUUCAUUUACACUUGCUUGUAAUAAAGAAGGUCCUUAUUCUGAAUUAUUUACCUGUAUAUCUGGAAGUAGUUGUGGUGUUUCUUUAAUUCAAUCAUCUGACUUUAAUAACCGAGUUAAUUUGUUUAUUUCAGUUAGAAAUUAUGGAGUUGGUCAGUGUGUUGUUAUUGAAAAUGAAACAACAUUAAAAUGUAAGAAUAAAAUAGUUAAUGACACUGAUGUACCUAUUCAAUAUUUGUGGAGUAAAACAGAUAACUCAGGUUUAUCUACUUCUGUUGACCCUCAUUCAGAAGCAACAAUAAAUAUUCAUAACAUUAUUGAUAUUGACCAUAUUGUUAUUUGUGCACCAUUCUUAAAAGAUAAAUAUGUUAGUUAUUCACUAAAAAAAUUAAAGUUUUAUGGACCAAUUAUCAGUGGUAAAACCUUAUUCUUUGCAUAUACCUUCAUUAUAAAUGGUAUAACAACACUAACAUUUACUUGUGAUCAACUAAAAGUUAUGAGAGAAUGCCCAUUAUUUAUUUUAUCAAACAAUUCAGAUCUUAGUAGUACUGGGGCUUUUGAAGUACCAAUUAUUAAUUUCUCAUUUAAAGCACCAACUAUUGGAAUUGAUAUUAUUGAUCAACGACGGAUUGAAUUGUGUUAUGCGAGAUUAAUUAAUUUAACAGCAAAUGUUCGUAUUAACGCAAAAUAUUCUGAAGUAGUAUGUGAUGUUCAAGAUGUUCAGAUUGAUUGUGAUGAGGUUAAUACCCAAGAAGAAGUAUUCUUAUCUAUUCAAAAGACAUCAUUACCAGCAAUUCAUUUCUCAACUCAAAUCAUUCAAAGUGAAACAAGUCAAAACUUUUUCUACUUCCCAUUCAUUAAUGUUUUAGUUCAACCAGUAACAGUAGCAGUAGAAAGUAAGUUUAUUUUUGAUUUCUAUCAGUUCUUCAAAUCCUUGCAUUUCAAAUUAAAAGAAAACCAGAAACAACUUACUCGUGGCAUUCCUCCUAUGAAUAGCAAUAUUUAUACAUUCAUUCGUUCAUUAGUCCUUCAACCAAUUGUUCUUUAUUUCUCAUGCAAUUUGCAACCAAGUCAUCUUGUACUUAUUCCUUAUAAUGCUUUUACUGCUGUAUUACAUGCGUUAGGUUCCUCAUUAUUAAAUAUUAGAGAUUCAACAAUCAAAUUAAAUGCAACUGUUGCAAAGAAUGUUAGUGGUGAUUUAUCUUCAUUAAAACAAAUAUUUGUGGAACAUUAUUAUAAACAAAUUAUUAAUCAAGCAAUUCUUCUUGUUGCAUACUCUUCAUUCUUAGGUAAUCCAAGAGGAUUAUUGAAUGAUAUUUCUACUGGGUGUCAUGAUUUCUUUUAUGAACCUGCACAAGGAUUAACUAUCUCAGUGAGUUCUUUUGGAAAAGGAAUGAUAAAUGGUGUUUCUUCUUUAGCUCAAAACGCAACCCAUGGAGCAGCAUCAUCAAUAUCUGGUAUAACUGGUUCUGUAUCAACAUUUGUUGCUUCAUUUAGUUUUGAUAAAGCUUAUAUUGAAAAACGUAAUUCUGAUAAACGGGCUAAAAGUACUGGAGAUGGAAUUCGUAAAGGAUUUGUUGCUUUCUCAAGUGGUGUUUUCCAAGGAAUUACAGGAGUAGUAUACCAACCAAUUAAAGGGGCUAUUGAUGGAGGAAUUACUGGUUUUAUUAGUGGAGUUGGUAAAGGAUUUGUUGGACUUGUUACUAAACCAAUUGUAGGUACAAUUGAUCUUGUUACAAAGACGGCUGAUGGUGUUAGGGCAAGUACUGGUAAAAUGCAAAUAGAAAGAAUUAGAGAUAUCAGAACAAUUAAUCCAAAAUAUUCAUUAAAACUAUAUGAUAGAAAUGAAGCAUUCUUAUCAAGAAAAAUGAGAGAAGAUAAUUUAGGAAAUAUAAUUACUUCUUAUAUCUCAACUGGAUCUGUAACGUGGAUCCUUGCUGAGAAACGUUUUAUUGUUUAUUCUCAAGGAAAAUUAAAUCCAUAUCAUUACUCUCUUAUAACUAUUACUAAAACACCUGAUGGACUAUUUAUGAAAUGCAAUCAAUUUAAUAAAGAAUCAAAGUUAACAAUUAACACAACAUCUGCUGAAUGUAAACUAUUUUUAGAAUUUGCUUCUGACUUAGUUACUUUGAAAUAA
Entamoeba dispar SAW760 is the source of this 8730-nucleotide messenger RNA. RefSeq names its product vacuolar protein sorting-associated protein, putative. The record is from RefSeq and is a predicted model, not a curated record. Gene Ontology annotation, biological process: protein targeting to vacuole; protein retention in Golgi apparatus. Gene Ontology annotation, cellular component: extrinsic component of membrane. The coding region runs from base 1 to 8730 and encodes 2909 amino acids. The transcript has a single exon. NCBI's taxonomy places the organism in Eukaryota, Evosea, Mastigamoebida, Endamoebidae.